Messenger RNA from Abrus precatorius (Indian licorice), 1227 nucleotides. RefSeq lists its product as uncharacterized. The record is from RefSeq and is a predicted model, not a curated record. The coding region runs from base 94 to 903 and encodes 269 amino acids. Lineage: Eukaryota; Viridiplantae; Streptophyta; Magnoliopsida; Fabales; Fabaceae. The transcript has 9 exons.
ACUUAGUUAUAACGGAGAUCGUUGAUUCGGAGUGUCUCCAGAGUUCAGCGUGAAGUUGGGAGUUCCUUCUCGCAGUAGCAGAAAAGCAUCACUAUGGCGAUGGCGCUGCUACACCUUCUUCUUCUUUUGCACACUUCGCUUUCUGUUAGUGCCAAUUCAAUUGAGCACCACACUUCCCAAAUCCAUCAAAUCAACCUCAAAAUCGCUCACUUAGAAUCGGUUCUUGAAGAAAGCAAUAGAAAGUUAAAGGAAAGGGAAGUGUACCUGCAAGAGUGUGAGAAGCGAAUGGAUGAAAUGUCGGAAAAAAUCCACAAUCUGCAAUCUACUCUUUCCACAAUGAAGUUGCAAGUUGAUUCAUUGCAUGCUGAGAGACAGUAUAAGGCUCUGGAGGAAGAGGUACAACUUCUUUGGUCUAUCUUAAGAAAGAAUAACUUUGAUCUCCAUAUUUUACAAUCCCAAGCACAAGAUGCUGAAAAAAGACUGGAAGAGAUAACAGCAAAAGUUGAAAAGAUGGGUGACAUUGUGACUGAACAGUGGAUUCAAGUUCAGCAUCUUGAGCAGGCUCUUCACAUUACCAAAAUGAGGACUGCAAAGGCUCAAAAGCUAGCGAGUUUAACAAGAUGCACAUUCUUGAAGAUUAUCUACAGUCUUCUUGAUGAUCUACGGGCACUCGAUUCAUAUGUCUUUGGUGAAAGGACACUCAUCUCACAGGCUAUGGAUCAGUUGAAGAGAUGCUCUUCAUUGACCAAAAAGUAUCACCAUCAGCUUCAAGGUUUCAUCAAAGAUAUGAUGAAGAGAAAUGAAUUGACGGCAUGUCUUGCAAAUGAUGAAUUCGUGUUCUUUCUGGCUUCUGCUCUAAUCACCGUUCCAUUAUUAAGUGCCUGGAUGUUGCUCUCAUCAUAAUUGCUGGGCAGGCCAGACUUUUUUCUCUGAACGGGAAAAUGUCCUCGUAUUGAUUUCUACAGUGACAACUGACGCUGUCUUCCAACAAUUGUGCUUAAAGAGCAUAUGAUACGUUUCUCAGUGACGGUGUCAAAGUAGUUUUGAACUCUAGAUCUAUAUGGUUGCAAGUAGCCGAGAAUACUAGCAAUUUUUGUUCAACUUUUACCGCCUGUAAAUACCUAUCCGAAAGGAUCCUGAACUACAUGCUGCUACCUGCUAGCCCUAUGCACUCGCAUACUUGUGUUAAAAAACUAGAUCUAAAGAGAUUGGAAGAUAAUGGUAUGA